Lycium ferocissimum is the source of this 588-nucleotide messenger RNA. RefSeq lists its product as uncharacterized. NCBI's taxonomy places the organism in Eukaryota, Viridiplantae, Streptophyta, Magnoliopsida, Solanales, Solanaceae. The record is from RefSeq and is a predicted model, not a curated record. The coding region runs from base 1 to 588 and encodes 195 amino acids. The transcript has 2 exons.
AUGAAGUAUUUAGAAUGGAGGAUAAACGGAUUCUUAGAGGCGGUAAAUUUUUGUAGGUUUUUUGAUCUUGGUUACAAUGGCAACCGCUUUACGUGGGAACGAUGUAGAAACACCCAAAACUGGGUCCUAGAGAGGCUCAACCGUGCUUUGGCAACAAGAGAUUGGCAAAAUAACUUUCCAAAUGCCAAAGUUUUCCCUGUUGAAUCGGCCUCAUCUGAUCAUGCAGGUAUAUUUUUAACCUUGGGUGUGAAUGUUAUUUGCUAUGCUGCAAAACCCUUCUGGUUUGAAAAUUUCUGGAUGAAAGAGAUAGAUAUUAAGCAAGCAGUCCAGACCACGUGGGAACAUGGAAAAGGCCAGCCCAUAGCCGAGAUGAUAAAGAGUUGUGUUGCUUAUCUCCUUGAAUGGGGAAAGAACAAAAAACAACAAUUUAAGGCCAAGUUGAAGCAAGCCAAAGCGCAGAUGACAAGAUAUAGAAACAGUUCAAACCCGUAUCAUCUGCAGUCAUUUAAUUCAGCUAAAGAGGCGCACUUACAGGCACUUGAACAGCAAAACAUCUAUUGGAAGCAGAGAGCUAAACAACAUGGUUGA